Messenger RNA from Pongo pygmaeus (Bornean orangutan), 4463 nucleotides. It is a transcript of the gene PHF6, whose product is annotated as PHD finger protein 6. NCBI's taxonomy places the organism in Eukaryota, Metazoa, Chordata, Mammalia, Primates, Hominidae. The transcript has 11 exons. The record is from RefSeq and is a predicted model, not a curated record. Gene Ontology annotation, molecular function: histone deacetylase binding; histone binding. Gene Ontology annotation, cellular component: nucleus. The coding region runs from base 234 to 1331 and encodes 365 amino acids.
GUGGGUCGUGUGCGUGCGAGGGGGGCGACGUAAGGGCGCUCCGCGAGCCCGUCUCUCCUCGAAUGAAAGGAAACAACCUCCGGCGACAGAGCCCCGCUCUCAGGCACUGCUGGAGAACCGAGACCGACUUCUUUCUCUUUACCCUCAUUGGCGCUUCUCUCCUGCAGUCCGCCUCUGGGCCCUGCCGCAUUUCUUGAGGCUUAAAGUGGCAUUCUAAAGGCAAUUUAAAAAUCAUGUCAAGCUCUGUUGAACAGAAAAAAGGGCCUACAAGACAGCGCAAAUGUGGCUUUUGUAAGUCAAAUAGAGACAAGGAAUGUGGACAGUUACUAAUAUCUGAAAACCAGAAGGUGGCAGCGCACCAUAAGUGCAUGCUCUUUUCAUCUGCUUUGGUAUCAUCACACUCUGAUAAUGAAAGUCUUGGUGGAUUUUCUAUUGAAGAUGUCCAAAAGGAAAUUAAAAGAGGCACGAAGCUGAUGUGUUCUUUGUGCCAUUGUCCUGGAGCAACAAUUGGUUGUGAUGUGAAAACAUGUCACAGGACAUACCACUACCACUGUGCAUUGCAUGAUAAAGCUCAAAUACGAGAGAAACCUUCACAAGGAAUUUACAUGGUCUAUUGCCGAAAACACAAGAAAACUGCACAUAACUCCGAAGCUGAUUUAGAAGAAAGUUUUAAUGAACAUGAACUGGAGCCCUCAUCACCUAAAAGUAAAAAGAAAAGUCGCAAAGGAAGGCCAAGAAAAACUAAUUUUAAAGGGCUGUCAGAAGAUACCAGGUCCACAUCCUCCCAUGGAACAGAUGAAAUGGAAAGUAGUUCCUAUAGAGAUAGAUCUCCACACAGAAGCAGCCCUAGUGACACCAGGCCUAAAUGUGGAUUUUGCCAUGUAGGGGAGGAAGAAAAUGAAGCACGAGGAAAACUGCAUAUAUUUAAUGCCAAGAAGGCAGCUGCCCAUUAUAAGUGCAUGUUGUUUUCUUCUGGCACAGUCCAGCUCACAACAACAUCAAGAGCAGAAUUUGGAGACUUUGAUAUUAAAACUGUACUUCAGGAGAUUAAACGAGGAAAAAGAAUGAAAUGUACACUUUGCAGUCAGCCUGGUGCUACUAUUGGAUGUGAAAUAAAAGCCUGUGUUAAGACUUACCAUUACCACUGUGGAGUACAAGACAAAGCUAAAUACAUUGAAAAUAUGUCACGAGGAAUUUACAAACUAUACUGUAAAAAUCAUAGUGGAAAUGAUGAGAGAGAUGAAGAAGAUGAGGAACGAGAGAGUAAAAGCCGAGGAAAAGUAGAAAUUGAUCAGCAACAACUAACUCAGCAGCAACUUAAUGGAAACUAGGUUCAUGGGACAGAGUUAGAAAACUGGGAAUGAAUAAGACAUCCAUAACUACUAUUCUUUUUUCACUGUUUUCUAAAAUCAAAAAGGGUUUGUAACUUUUUACUGCCCAACUCUUAGAUCCUUCAUUGAACUGCCUAAAAAUGUCUUGUUUGUUUUAUGAGCCUUCACUAGAAGGCUGAGUUUGACAUGUUGAUAUUACGUAGCUAUAGUUUGCAGUUUCUGGGAAGCAAUUGAAACACUAUUAACCCUGUGUAUAGUGUCAACAGUUAAAGCAGACAAAACGAAGUAAGCUAUAUUUCUGGACUGAACAAAGUUCUGCUGUUUAGAGCAUUUAAGUUUGUUUAGUGGAUCCAUACUCAAAGGAAAGCAUAAGCAAAUUUUCCUUUAUAAUGCAAACAUGCCACUGGUGGCAGCACAUGGUAAUUUGUGGAUUUUUUUUUUCAUACUCAAGUAAUGGAGGCUAGAAAUGAAGAGAACCUUCUUUUUCUCUUGACUUUGACAGCACAUGCUAAAAAUCUCUUCCAAGAAGUACGCUAAAGCUUUUCAUUUGGUUCCUGUUAAAGUUGUUCUCACUGACCAGCAUGGACUCAGGCAACUGGUAAUUAUAAGCUAUGAGCUCCAGUGCUUUUGCCAAAAUUCUCUUGACAGCACACCUCCUCUCUUUCCAUGUUAUACAAAGGACUUCUGGCAAAAUGAUUGAGUCCUUCAAGUUUAAACUAACAUUUGGCAACAGCAAAUUAAACGUUUUUAAGAUGUAAAGAAAGGGUUACCGCUUGCUAAGGACUUCAUACACCAUGUCCGAAACCUGUUCCUCUCAAGUGCCCUGUUGUGUGGAACACUUCACAUAUUGGCGCAAAGUAUGUAAGGAGGUCUCGUGCUGUAGGAGUAAAAAAGUCUUUGCAUAAAACAGUAUUUAUUUUUACUUUUGUGACCACUAUUUUAGAAACUUUAUUUAAUAUUUUAAUGUUUUCAGUCAUUGCUUUGGUUAUCUAUAAAAUAGGCUUUUGUGCCCUACUUUUCUUCUUGUAGGGCUUGGUGGUGUUUUAUCAAUUGUCAGAAUUGCUUUUUGAAAGCCUAAGAACCCAGCUUUUUAGACAGGAUUUUCACACUGGCAUUUCUAGGUAGUGAUAUUUUCUUCCACUUACCUGCUGAAGCACAUUUAUGCAUUUCUUUAUGGCAAAACCAAAUAACUUUAGUUGUGGUCUGCCUGAUACUACCAUAGCACCUCAGUACCAAGGGGAGGGAUUUUGACUAGUUGAAUUACUAAGCCACCACAAUAAAGCAGAUUUUUAAAUAAGAAAUAAUAAUGUUAACUUGACUAUACUUUGAGAUAUUCUGCAGCUGAUAGAGCAGCAUUUUAAAAAUGUAACAGGUGGAAAAUUACACUGUGCUUAAUGACUGAUUUUUUUUUUUAAACUGUGAGUCCCUUAAGGUCACGUUUGUCAAGUGUGUAUUCACACAUUUACUUAAAUCAAGGGACUCAAUGCUUGCUUUUAUUUUAACCAUCUUUUACUAUUUUUAGAAGGAAACUAGCUUUAGUAGUGGGUUGCCCUAUAUGUUUUCUCUUUUUGCUCUUAAUAUGCCAUUGGGUUUUUGUGUGUAUGUGAUUUUCAAAAUUCAUGACUUGAAGUGCAAGGACAGAUCUAGGUGUUUGUUUACCAAGCUAUGUGACUUCUCCCAAAGGAUCUGUACUUUCUUUCCUUACAACAGCUUGAAAAUCAUUAUUUUAAAAUCCUUAAAUCACUGUGUCUAGAUCAUUUUUUACAUUGUGUGCCAUAGACUUACCCAUGGGACAACAGAGCUCCUUCAUUUUUGGACAACUACUGUAAUCAUUUUUUUUUUUUUUUAGGAAAAAUGGAAGGUGCCAGGGGUAAUCAUGGUCAGUCAAUAAUUAUAUAAAGGAGUUCAAAUACUAUAGCUGUCAGUUGAUGAAUUUGUUAUGUAGUAAAAUGUAUGACUUUGUAUGGGUUUCUUCAGCCCUUUUUCUGCCACUAGCAACCAGAAUAGCACUUUACCUUUUGGUUGGCUAGAUAAGUGGCUGACUACCUGUUUUUCUCACUGUGGUGUGAUUGGCUAAACAAUCUUGCAUUAAAAAUUCAAAUGUAAAUUGAAUUCACAUGAAAAAUCAUGUUUGGUUGUAAACCUCCAAUGUUUUGAUUCUCUAAUCAUGUUUUCGUCACAUGCUGAGUAAAAGUGCCUUACAAUGUAAAAAUUGUACAGUACUUAUGUUCCCAAGUAGCAUCAUCAUCUUCUGGGUAGUAAUUACAUUGUGGUAUUAAUAUUUAGAAAAAUGGACCUCAGCAGUGUAUUUACUGUACAUCUCUUAAGUCCUUAACUGUAGUUUUAAUAAGCAUGACAUUAUUUGAUAAGUAUAUAACAUUUACAUCAUUUCAAAAAAUACUGCCGUUACUGUCUUUUAUGCAUAUUUUAGCCUGAAAUUUUGAAGCGUCUUUUUCCUUUUUUCUUUUUUUGUUUUGUUUUUUGUUAUUGAUAUUAAACAGUGUAAUCUUUGCAAGCGUAUAUUGAAGAUUAUUCUGGAGCAUUUAUUGCCUUACCAGAAAUGUUAGUAGGAAAUGUUCUUUAGAGUAGAAAGAUAGACUUGAGUUUCUAUACUUUUAAUAAGAGCUCUUUGUUCCUGGGGGAGGGGGGCAGGGGGUGAAUUUUACUUUCAUCUCAAGUUAUUAAAAACCCACAACUGAAGUAAAUUUUAUUUCAAGGAUCAGCAGUUUUAGAAUUUCAGAUAGUACUUGCUCAGAAGUACAUGCUACUCAAGAUAUUAAGAGAUAACAAGAUCUGUAGAUCUGCUAUUGAAUCAGAAUCUGUGUACUUGAACAAACGUGUGAAUCUCAAAUAUCUCAAAGCAAAAGAAAAAGUGUUCUAGAGUGUUGUUGCUUUUUUAAAAAAGCGCUGAAGUUAGACCAAGGUAUACAGUUUUGUUCUAACAGACAUUUAGGUUAAUUGUAAAGAUAAGGAAUGCAUUAUGGGUCAAAAAUCAAACAUUCCUCUCAUGUUAUGUAUAUUUUGUUCCUGUUAUAUUGGCUUUAUUUUCAAAAUUGUAGUUUGUAGUAUUAGUUUUCUUUUAUUGGUAUUCUUGCAUAUACUAUUCAUUCAAUAAAUGACUUAUGACUUUCA